AUGGCGGAGGAUAGGAAAGACGAAGCCAAGGCACCACACUGGACUUCAGGUCAGCUAACAGAGGCUUCUUCACACCCACAUUCACCUGAAAUUAAGGAACAGGGUGGCGCAGGUGCUGGACUGGUCAGAAGUGCCAAUGGAUUUCCCUACCAAGAGGAUGAGGAGCCAGGGCUGGGCGGCCACGAGCAGCCAGGGACGUACGCUCCGACCAAAGAGAAUGGGAUCAACGGAGAGCUGUCGGCAGGGGACAGAGAGACCGCAGAAGAAGUGUCUGCGAGGAUAGUACAAGUAGUAACAGCUGAAGCUGUAGCAGUCGUGAAAGGCGAACAGGAAAAAGAAGCCCAGCACAAAGAUCAGCCUGGACCACUACCUUUAGCAGUCGAAGAGUCAGCUAACCUGCCUCCUUCCCCACCUCCGUCGCCAGCUUCCGAGCAGACUGGAGCUCUGGAGGAAGCAGCAGGUGGUGAAACAAACCAGGCUCCUGGUGUAUUUAAACAAGCAAAGGAAAAACUCUCAACUGCCUCUUUGUCAAAGAUUCCUGCCUCAAAGUCUAGAGCAAAGUCAUUGCUUCCUCCAAGACCCAGCUCAGCUUGCUCAUUAACUACUAAAAGGGCCACUUUUCUCGAUACAGACAGUUAUUAUGUACGGCCUUCCUCAGCAGGCCCAAGAGACUGCUUGCCCUACUCAAAAUCAGAUGCUAAGGAUGGAGUAAGCAAGAGUCCCGAAAAGCGUUCCUCUCUACCAAGACCUUCCUCUAUCCUUCCUCCUCGAAGAGGUGUAUCAGGAGACCGAGACAGAGAGGAGAACUCUCUCUCCCUCACAGCUUCCCUUUCCUCUUCAGUACGACGGACCACCCGAUCAGAGCCAAUUCGUAGCAGAACAGGAAAAAGUGGAACUUCUACCCCCACUACUCCUGGCUCCACUGCCAUCACUCCAGGGACACCACCAAGCUAUGCCUCCCGUACACCAGGCACUCCAGGGACCCCCAGCUACUCCAGAACCCCACACACUCCUGGGACCCCCAAAUCUGCCAUACUGGUACCUACUGAGAAAAAAGUUGCCAUAAUUCGCACUCCUCCUAAAUCUCCAGCCACUCCGAAGCAGCUACGAGUUAUUAAUCAGCCUCUACCUGAUCUCAAGAACGUCAGGUCCAAAAUUGGAUCAACAGAUAACAUCAAAUACCAGCCCAAAGGGGGGCAGGUUAGGAUUUUAAACAAGAAGAUCGAUUUUAGCGAUAUUCAGUCCCGGUGUGGUUCCAGAGAUAACAUCAGACAUUCUGCAGGGGGAGGAAAUGUACAAAUUGUAACCAAGAAGAUCGACUUGAGUCAUGUGACUUCCAAGUGUGGCUCGCUCAAGAAUAUCCACCACAAGCCAGGAGGUGGGCGUGUGAAAAUUGAGAGCGUGAAACUGGAUUUCAAAGAAAAAGCUCAGGCUAAAGUUGGUUCACUGGAAAAUGCCCACCACGUACCUGGCGGUGGUAACGUCAAGAUUGACAGCCAGAAGCUAAACUUCAGAGAGCACGCUAAAGCCCGUGUCGAUCAUGGGGCUGAAAUCAUCACGCAGUCACCAGGCAGGUCCAGCGUGGCUUCGCCACGCAGACUCAGCAAUGUCUCGUCCUCUGGAAGCAUCAACCUGCUUGAAUCGCCCCAGCUUGCUACCCUUGCUGAAGAUGUCACAGCAGCCCUCGCUAAGCAGGGCUUAUGA
Pygoscelis adeliae (Adelie penguin) is the source of this 1704-nucleotide messenger RNA. RefSeq names its product microtubule-associated protein 2 (gene MAP2). The transcript is spliced from 11 exons. The record is from RefSeq and is a predicted model, not a curated record. Lineage: Eukaryota; Metazoa; Chordata; Aves; Sphenisciformes; Spheniscidae. Gene Ontology annotation, molecular function: microtubule binding. Gene Ontology annotation, cellular component: neuron projection. Gene Ontology annotation, biological process: neuron projection development; microtubule cytoskeleton organization. The coding region runs from base 1 to 1704 and encodes 567 amino acids.